Rotaria sordida is the source of this 1509-nucleotide messenger RNA. Lineage: Eukaryota; Metazoa; Rotifera; Eurotatoria; Philodinida; Philodinidae. The record is from the annotation of a GenBank genome assembly.
AUGAAACGAAAACUUGUUUUGACCAAAGACGAUCGAGAUGACGAAUAUUAUGCAGUUAUUAUCGGUGCCGGCUUUUCUGGUAUAGGCAUUGGAAUCAAAUUACAUGAGGCUGGCAUGUAUAAAUAUGUAAUAUUGGAACGUCUAUCACACAUCGGUGGUACUUGGUAUGCUAAUCAAUAUCCAGGUUGUGCUUGCGAUAUUCCAUCGAAUCUUUACUCGUUUUCAUUCGAACCCAAUUCACAAUGGUCAUAUUUUUACGGUCGACAACAAGAAAUAGUCGAAUAUAUGGAACAUUGUGCAGACAAAUAUGAUCUUCGUCGACACAUUGAAUUCAAUACAACAGUUAUUCGUUGUGAUUGGCUCGACGAACGACAAGUAUGGAGAGUAACAACUCGGUUGAAGAAUGAUCAAGAGAAACAAUUCUUCUGUCGAAUAUUAAUUUCUGGUAAUGGACCUUUGUCGAAUGGUGCCUAUCCAACGAAUAUCCCAGGAAUUGAUAAAUUUCAAGGUCGAAUGUGUCACACAGCUGAAUGGGAUAAGUCAAUUGAUUUCAUCAAUAAACGAGUGGCUGUCGUGGGAACUGGUUCUAGUGGAGUUCAAGUUGUGCCCGAAUUAUACAAGAUGAAUGUGUCAAAAUUGUACGUCUUUCAACGUACACCUGCCUGGGUUAUUCCUCGUAUUGAUCGACCUAUACAUGCAUGGGAAAAACGUCUCUUUAUCAUGUUUCCAAUUAUUCAGAAAUUCAUUCGAGGAAUUAUCUAUUGGAUAUAUGAAUCGACUGCACUUUCGUUUACUUACCGAUUACCAAUUCGACAUAUAUGUCAAGAAUUAGUCAAUUAUAAUCUUACGAGACAAGUUAAAGAUAAAGAAUUACGAAAGGAAUUGACACCAUCAUUCGAUGUUGGUUGUAAACGAAUUUUAAUUAGUAAUGAUUGGUAUGCAACACUGCAAAAACCCAAUGUAUUGCUUGUUACUAGUCGAAUACAAGAAGUGACAUCGAAUUCAAUUAUUACUCAAGAUGGUAAUGAAUAUCCUGUUGAUAUUAUCGUAUGGUCAACUGGAUUUCAAGUGCAUAAAAUUCCGUUUGAAAUUUUUGGCUCAAAUAGUUUUUCACUUUCUAAACUAUGGGCGGAAACAAUUCAGGCCUACCGUGGUAUGACUAUGCCUAACUUUCCUAAUCUAUUUUUAAUCCUAGGUCCGAAUGUAAGUUUUGGUUGUAAUACGACUAUAUUCAUGAUCGAAGCGCAAUUGAAUUAUAUUAUGGAGGCGCUUCUAUUUAUGCAAGAAAGUGAUGUAAGUUCCAUAUCGAUUAAGCAAAAUGUUUUUGAACAAUACAAUCAACAAUUACAAUCAAAACUGAAAAAUACAGUGUGGCAAUUAGGUAGUUGUCGUUCAUAUUACCAAGAUGCUCAUGGGAAUAAUAUAGGUAAUUGGCCCGAUUUUACAUGGGUCUAUUAUUUAUUUAUGCGAAAUUUUGAUCAUAAAAAUUAUCAGAUAACCAAAAUGUAA